UUUUUCCAAGAUUCAUUUCCGAGUUUUCUCCGCCUUCCGAGCCCGAGCUUUUUCCAUCGUCUCUUCAGCCUUUCAAAAUCCCACGCUAGGGUUUUGCGCAUCUGGGCUUCAAUCGCAUCCAGAUUUGAUCCUCUAAUGGCAGAGGAUCAUGCCGGUGGUGCUGCCGGCGCUGGCACUCCCUUGGCGCCCUCUGCUGCGGAAUCGAAAUUGGCGGAGGCGAUAGGAAGUUCGGUGAUCCCGAUCGUUAAUAAGCUCCAAGACAUAUUCGCUCAUCUUGGGAGUGACUCGACGAUCGAUCUUCCCCAGGUGGCGGUGGUGGGGAGUCAGAGCAGUGGGAAAUCGAGUGUUCUUGAGGCCCUCGUUGGCCGGGAUUUCUUGCCCCGUGGGUCGGAUAUUUGCACGCGGAGACCGCUGGUGCUGCAGCUUGUUCAGUGCCCUCCUCGUGUUGAUGGUGCUGGUGGAGAAGGGGAUGAGUGGGGGGAGUUUCUUCACUUGCCUGGAAAACGGCUUUAUGACUUCUUGGAAAUCCGGAGAGAAAUUCAGGCUGAAACUGAUAGAGAAGCAGGAGGGAAUAAGGGGGUUUCAGACAAACAGAUUCGUUUGAAGAUUUUCUCUCCGAAUGUUUUAAAUAUUACUUUGGUUGAUUUGCCUGGAAUUACAAAAGUGCCUGUUGGUGAUCAGCCAAGUGAUAUUGAGAAUAGAAUUAGAAACAUGAUUAGGUCCUACAUCCGAUAUGAGACUUGCAUUAUCUUGGCAGUUUCACCAGCUAAUGCAGAUUUAGCAAAUUCUGAUGCCCUUCAGAUGGCGAGGAUUGUUGAUCCGGAUGGUUCCAGGACAAUUGGUGUCAUCACAAAGUUGGAUAUAAUGGACAGAGGCACUGAUGCCCGUAAUCUUUUAACGGGAAAGGUGAUCCCUCUUAAACUUGGUUAUGUGGGCAUAGUGAACCGUAGUCAAGAGGACAUCAACCAAAAUCGUAGCAUCAAGGAUGCACUUGCAUAUGAAGAGAGCUUUUUUCGGAGUCGACCUGUAUAUCAUGGUCUCGCUCAUUGCUUGGGGAUUCCUCAGUUGGCCAAGAAAUUGAAUCAGAUUUUGGUACAACAUAUCAGGGCAAUUCUUCCAUCCCUUAAGUCUCGCAUAAAUUCUCAGUUGGUGGCUGUUGCAAAAGAACAUGCAGCUUAUGGUGAUGUUGCAGAAUCAAAGGCUGGCCAAGGAGUGAAGCUCUUGAAUAUUCUCACAAAAUAUUGUGAAGCUUUUUCUUCGAUGGUAGAUGGGAAAGAUGAAUUAUCAACUGAUGAACUUUCUGGAGGAGCAAGAAUUCAUUAUAUUUUCCAGUCAAUCUAUGUGAAGAGUUUGGAGGAAGUUGAUCCAUGUGAUGGAAUGACUGAUGAGGACAUUCGACUGGCUAUUCAAAAUGCUAGUGGACCUAAAAGUGCUUUAUUUGUGCCGGAGGUGCCAUUUGACAUUCUUGUAAGAAGGCAGAUUGGUCGUUUGCUUGAUCCGAGCCUUCAAUGUGCAAAAUUUAUCUAUGAUGAAUUGAUCAAGAUGAGCCAUCGGUGCUUAGCUGGUGAGCUGCAACGGUUUCCUUUUCUUAGAAAGAAAAUGGAUGAGGUAAUCUGGAGCUUUUUAAGAGAAGGUCUUCAACCUGCAGAGACAAUGAUAACUCACAUGAUUGAAAUGGAGAUGGAUUAUAUAAACACAUCUCAUCCUAAUUUCAUUGGUGGCAGCAAAGCGGUAGAGAUUGCACAACAACAAGUUAGAUUAUCUAGGGCACCGGUAUCAUCAGUGAGGUUAAAGGACGGGGAAGAUUCUGAUAAGUCACAAGCAUCUGAAAAAAGUCAAAAAUCUCGAGCUAUUCUUGGUAGAUCUACUGUUAAUGGAAUUGUUUCUGAUCAGGGAAUUCAUCCUGUUGCUGAUUCUGAGAGACCAAGCUCUGCUGGUGGUGCAAAAUCAGCUUGGGGCAUUUCUUCAAUAUUUGGUUCCAGUGAUAAUCGAGCUCCUACAAGAGAUAGUUCUCCUAGCAAGGUUUACAGUAUUCCUGUGCAUAAUGUUGAACAGUCAUCCUCUAUGAUUCAAUUAAAAGAGCCGCCUAUCAUUUUGAAGCCCUCAGAAAAUCAGACGGAGCAAGAGGCUAUGGAGAUAACCAUCACAAAGUUGCUAUUAAAGUCGUACUAUGAUAUAGUCAGGAAGAAUAUUGAGGAUUCUGUACCAAAGGCAAUCAUGCACUUCCUGGUCAAUCAUACGAAACGGGAACUGCAUAAUGUUUUUAUCCGAAAACUCUACAGGGAGAACCUAUUUGAAGAAAUGUUGAGAGAACCUGAUGACAUAGUUGCUAAAAGGAAGCGCAUUCGAGAAACUUUAUGGGUUCUACAGCAAGCCAAUAGGACACUGGAGGAGUUACCACUGGAAGCUGAUACUGUGGAAAAAGGCUACAAUCUGGAAAAUGAUGCAACUGGUCUGCCAAGGCCACCAUCAUCCUUCUAUGCAGGCAGUGAAUUCAGCACAUCCUACAAUUCAUCCCCUAGUCAUCCCAGAUCAAGGAGAUCUCUGCAUUCUGGAGAGCAAACCCCAUUAUUUUAUUCGAACUACGACGCCAACGGAAGCGGACAUCACUCUGGACAGUGAAACUAUUCCAUCACUGAUGGCUGAAUCCGGAACUGUUUCGGGCUAUUGUUUAUGCCAAGCGACCCAAAUAAAUGAUACCUUCGCGUUUACAGAAAAUACAAUUUUAGUGUCGACAUCUUGAACAAACAGUGUAACUACUGCAUCAGUGUUGAUAGAAAUGCAUUAAUCCUUGUAUAGCCUAGAAUGCUUGUUGAAGCAUAUGAUUGACUCGUCGCCUUUCUAGUUUUGGUAAAAGGAAAAAGAAGAGAAUGGGAAAAUUAUAAUGGUUAAUAUGUGUUUUGAUCCUGGUAUUUGGGAUCCAUUUUUUGGUAAAUGUAAUAACAGUACUGAUUGGAAUAGCCAAGAAUAUGAUUUGUGUUUUCGACAU
Messenger RNA from Dioscorea cayenensis subsp. rotundata (Guinea yam), 2989 nucleotides. Its product is annotated as dynamin-related protein 3A-like. Bases 136 to 2622 code for a protein of 828 amino acids. Gene Ontology annotation, cellular component: membrane; cytoplasm; microtubule. The record is from RefSeq and is a predicted model, not a curated record. Gene Ontology annotation, molecular function: GTPase activity; microtubule binding; GTP binding. The transcript is spliced from 20 exons. NCBI's taxonomy places the organism in Eukaryota, Viridiplantae, Streptophyta, Magnoliopsida, Dioscoreales, Dioscoreaceae.